This is a messenger RNA of Choloepus didactylus (southern two-toed sloth), 2096 nucleotides long. RefSeq names its product family with sequence similarity 71 member B (gene GARIN3). The transcript is spliced from 2 exons. The coding region runs from base 39 to 2066 and encodes 675 amino acids. Lineage: Eukaryota; Metazoa; Chordata; Mammalia; Pilosa; Megalonychidae. The record is from RefSeq and is a predicted model, not a curated record. Gene Ontology annotation, cellular component: nucleus.
AGGGAGAUGGGCAGUUGCCUUCGCUCCCUCUCUCAGGGAUGCGAUUUGUGGCUGGCAGAGCUGUCCUGAAUGAAGAGACCAUGAGCAGUGAAUGUGCGUUACCUUAUUACACAGCCCACAGCUUCCGAUCAAUGGGUGUGUUCAAUACCUCGAUGGGGGACCUGCAAAAACAACUGUACAGGGGAGGAGAGUAUGAUAUUUUCAAGUAUGCACCAAUGUUUGAAAGUGAGUUCAUCCAGAUCAGCAAAAAAGGAGAGGUGACGGACGUGCACAACCGUGUUCGAAUGGUGACCAUGGGCAUCACAUCCACCAGCCCCAUCCUCCCACUACCUGAUGUCAUGCUGUUGGCCCGGCCAGUGAAAGUCCGUGAAGAGCAUGCUAUGGUUGGCCAGACCAUCAAGGGAAGGCGCCGCAAGCCCCCAAAGACCUUAGAGCUCACCAGGCUGCUUCCCUUGAAGUUCGUCAAGAUAUCCAUACACAAUCGUGAGAAACAGCAGCUGCGCGUAAAGCUUGCCACUGGCCGUACUUUUUAUCUGCAGCUGUGUCCCUCUUCAGAUGCCCAAGAAGACCUCUUUUGCUAUUGGGAAAAACUCGUUUAUCUCCUGAGACCACCAGUUGAGAGUUACAGCAGUACCCCAACCAUCCAAACUGCGGAUACACUGAUCACAUCUGGGUGUUGGACAGAGGAAGAAAGAAGCCUGGUGAGCACAGUGACCCAUGGAGAAGGGGAUCAGAAUGAGGUCCGGCUUCACAAGUUCCGUGAGGUAUCUGGAGCCACCUCGGCUGCUUAUGCUGGAGGAGAGGGAAUCCAACAUGCCUCCCCUUCCGCAAACAUGAAAUCUCCAGGUGCCAGAAAAGGGGCAGCAGCAGGUACGGCAGUAGCCGGGACAACAGCAGGCUCCGCAGGAGGCGCUGCGCUCGCGGGGACGACAGCCGGGUCCGCAGGAGGCGCCGCGCUAGCAGGGGCAGCAGCCGGGUCCGCAGGAAGCGCCGCGCUGGCGGGGACAACAGCAGACUCUGCAGGAGGCGCCGCGCUAGCAGGGGCAACAGCAGGCUCCGCAGGAGGCGCGGCGCUGGCCGGCGCAACAGCUGGCUCGGAGGCAGGUAUGGCAGUCGCUGGGGCAAGAAAAGCCUCCACAACAAACAUGGCAAUGGCAGGGACAGCAACUAGCCCUGCAGCAGGCUCGAUGAGCUUGGCAGCAACCAAGUCCACAGGAUCAAAACAGGCAAAUAAGACCCUGGCGGGAGCAGCCACCAAGGUCCCAAGAGAAAGUGGGUCCAGCAAGGCCAUGGCGGCUGCUGCCAGCAUGUCCUCAGAGGGUGUUAACGUGGCCUUGGCGGGAGCGGCAAGCGCAACUUCAGUGGCUUCCGACUUAUCAGUGGCGGCCACCACUGUCAGCCCAGACAGCAGCAUGAGCAUGGCGUUUGUAGAGACUACCAGCAAGCCUGCUGCAGAAGGGGCUGAAAGACCCCUGGUCUCAACCUUGCAGAGUGAAGGGUAUAUGUGUGAACGGGAUGGAAGCCAGAAAGUCCCCCCUCCCAGGGCUGAAACCCGGAAGGAAAAAAGGGAAAGAAGAGAGAAGGACAGACGUGCUGCUAGGAAGAGUUCCCGACACCACAGGACAGGUGAAAGUCACCACAAGUCAAGCCGAAAAUCAUCCUCCCACCGGUCCGUAUCCAGCCAGGGAGCCAAGAGAGAUGACAAAAAAGAAAAAGGCCAAGGCAGCCGAAGGCGCAGAGGACACAGCUCCUCCUCUCACAAAAGUGUUAGCCGCAGCCCCUCCGGCAAGGAGUCUCAGUCAGCUCCCAAACUGGGGAAGAGCCAGUCUGCAAUUAGUUCAGGCUCUGUAAGUAAGAAACCCAGUAGGAUUGGCUCUUUCUUGAGGAGCCUCAGAGUUGGUUCAAGUUCAAAAGCACGAGAGGUGGACAUUGUGGCGAAGACUGUGGAGAGGUGCAACAUAGAGACCACAGUGGAGAAAGCUCAGUAUGACCCAGAGCUGGAGAUCUGCGGAACCAUGACAUCUGAGACCACAGAGACAAUCAUCUUUGAAGCCAAGUCCGUUUAAAUAGGAGCCAAGCAGGAAGCUGCAAUAGAG